AUGUCAAGCACAAAUGACCCUAAUCAAUUUGAUAUGAAAUUAGUAAAUGCUUUAAUUGAUAUUAGUCAUGGACCUGAGAUGGUUGGAUGUAAAUCAUUAGAAGUAAUUAUUGAUUUAGUAUAUCAAUAUCCUAAUUCAAUCGAAACAUUAAUAUUUAGAGUUGAACAAUUUAUAGAUGCAGCACCACCAGCAUAUUUAUUAGCGGGGUUAUAUCUUAUUGAUUCAUUAAUACGAUAUCUUUCUGAUGAGAAUGCAAUUACAGUAGAACAAAGAUUAACAAAUAAAUUAUCAGAAAUUAUUAGAAGAAUUUGUAAUACACCAUUAACAACAAGAGAAAAAGCAAGGACGUUAUUAGAACAUUGGCAAAGACAUAAAACAUUUGGAGAUGAAUUAAUUGAAAGUUGUAUUAAUAUAUUAAGAAGAAGUGAAAUUCCUAAUGAUGUAAAUGCUAUUAAAAUUAAAACAAAUGUUAUAUUAUUAACACAAUUACCAAGUGAUUGGAAUGAAUACCGAAUUAAAGAAUAUGCAAAUGAAGUAACACAAGUAUUAAGAGUAUCAACUAAAAGUGAAAGACAUUUUGCUUUUAUUGCUACACCAACAAGAAGUGAUGCAGAGAAAUUAAAAGAAGUUCUUCAACGUAGAGUAGCAGAAACUAAAGGACAUAUUACACCUAAAGUUGUAUGGGGAACAGAAUAUUGGAUGAAAAGUUUUAAAUUUGAAGAUGAAGAAGGAAUUUGUACUAUUAGUAAAGAUAAAAUUCCUUCUGAUAUUAUUGUUAAUGAACAAGAUGGAACAUAUACUGUACAACGACCGAAUGAUAUGCGUAUGUCUAUUAGAAUGUCUAGAGAAGAACAAUAUAAUUCUAGAAGAUAUAUGCCUCGACCGAGAUCUAGAGAAUCAAUAUCACAAAGAGAACGAUCUGAAUCAAGAGGUUAA
Molecule: messenger RNA, 936 nt
Organism: Entamoeba dispar SAW760
Lineage: Eukaryota; Evosea; Mastigamoebida; Endamoebidae
Exons: 2
Coding region: 1-936 (311 amino acids)
Molecular function (GO): nucleic acid binding
Source: RefSeq, a predicted model, not a curated record